UCUUGUGCGGAAGUGUACAACCCGCUUAAAUGGGCGGAUGUGUCGCUUCUGUGAGACAGUGCAACACGUUGAAAAGCACUGCUUGCAUUGUAGUAAACUCUGCACAUGGACAUGUUUCAGUAAGUCUAGACUUUGGAUUGGACUGGCAAUGCAAUGGAAAGACCGCCGCCAUUUCAGCAUGAUCAGUAUUUUUCUGCAAGACCUCCACAGCAGCAACAGCCGCCACCGAAUCCGGAGUUUCCUAAUCAGGAAAGCGCCGCUCACUUCUUUAACGAGGGUACGAGGGGCGAUAUGUUCCCCAGAGGGUUAGAUUUGUCUAUGCAUGGGGCAUUUCAGCGCUCUGAACUACAAAACCCUGGUGAAAUUCAUGGCAGCGGUGCCGGUGGAUCUUUUUGGCCUAGGCAAGAUCUUUACCGACACCAGCAGCGGUUCCCUCCUGGAGACCAGCGAUUUAUCCCUAAUGAAUCGGACAGGUCAGCCGCUUUACAGCCACCACCGUAUCGUUCACAGUUUUAUCGCCAGCAAGGAGAUAACGCUUCGAACCCAGGUGCGCAUAGAACGAUGGAUUUAAGUAAAACAGUAAACCCUCCUUUUUCUGAGAUUCCUGGUCCGUCGGGACCUGAUCAGUUGUCCCAAGGUGUCGGUAACGCUGCACAAAUGGAAUUCAGUUACAGACAGCAGCCGCCGACAGUAUCAGGUUGUCACGACAAUCCGUGGCAACCAAAUUACAAUUAUUCUACUCGUAUGCAGACACAAUUUGGAGACCCACGUUAUAACAGACCUCCUCAAGAAGAUCCCAGUUCUUACGGUAACAUUGGUCCGUUUCACAGCCAGUCCGGCCCUGCCACACCUAAUAAUUCUAAUUAUCAGAGACAUCAUAACCCCGAAGCUUCCCAGUACAACUUUUCUGAAAGUACAUUAUCAGCACAUGAAAUGCACUGGCAUUGGAAAGAAACGUCAACGACCUCUCGCCACCAUAAUGACUUUGUUGCGCAGCCAGACUCGGAAGCCAGACAGGCGCAACAAGACGAGCAAUGGAUUGCAAAGUUUUUGUCAAAAAGGAACAGAACAGUUUCAAAGGUGUCGUGCCCCAAACAGUCAGAGCGCACCCCGUUGGUAAGCGAGGCCCGCGACGCUGUCUAUAGCGCGGCUCGGUUGGUGUCGGAAUUGGCUCGGCUGUGUCGGGUUCUGAAGCAGAACGUAGAGAAUGAGAGCCUUUGGUCUGAGUCCUACAUGAAAGCAGUGGCGGUCAAGAAGGAACUCCAGGAGAAAUUAAAGACUCUAGAUGACCCUGUGUAUAUCGAGAACGUUAAAAAGAAGCUGGCCAGGAUCAGUAAGAAAAGGUCAAGGCUUCAGAGGAAGAAACGGGAACAGACUCUGGAGAAACAGGAGGAAGAAGCCAGGGCAGCCGAGAGGGAGGCGCAGAUUGACAGGUGGAGGAUGAAAUGCGUCCAGCAAGUUGAAGAAAAGAAACGGGAGCAGGAACUGAAAGCUGCAGCAGACAGCGUGCUGUCUGAAGUGAGGAAGAAACAGGCCGACUCGAAAAGGAUGAUGGACAUUCUCCGCUCGCUGGAGAAACUGCGCAAACUGAGGAAGGAGGCGGCUGCUAGAAAGGGAAUACACCCAGAAACCACAGCAGACGAAGCUUUUGAGCAGCAGGUGGCUGCGCUAAGGAAAGUGAUUGUGAAACGCACUGUGGUGUACGACGCUGAGGAGAAGGCUUUGAGAGUCAUGCUGGAGGGUGAGCAGGAAGAGGAGCGCAAGAGAGAGCGGGAGAGAAAACACAAGAAGGAAAAAGAGAAACUGCUGCAGAGAAAGUGCCAAGUCGAGUCCAUGCUGUUUGGAAACUCAGCUGAAAUGCAUCCAGAGCACCCUCUUCGGCCUUUCAGACAUUACUACUUACAAGCUGAGCAUUCCUUACAUGCUCUCAUACAGAUCAGGAGGGACUGGGAGUGCUUCUUGGUACCUCCAGAUCACCCGGAUGGCAGCUUCAUUCCUCAAGGCUGGAUUCUUCCAGUGCCUCCCUCUAACGAUGUCUGGGCCACUGCACUCGAGAAACCUGACUAGUCUAUCCACUCAGGGCAGCUGCAUAGAACCGGGAUAUAGAACCUUUUCAAUAAAAGACAAUAAACUUGACCAAAAAAGUUGUGUGUGUGUCUAUUACUAUUACAAGAGGAAGUUCUUUUAAAUGCGCAGCAAGUAUUUUCUUUCCUUUUAUCUACAUAUCUGCCCAAUAUAAAAUUGUGCUGGAACUUGUCGCUGCUUGUUUAUCUUGACUUAGGUGGGUCUGUUUAGGAUCUUGUCGCUGUUUUUCCAAGUGCAGUUGACAAAGUUCAUCUGCUUUCCAAGCAAGCCAUUAACGAAACAAAACAUUUGACUAAACUGAGAAAUUCAACAGCAGAAAGAAAAUGAACAGUAUUUGUUGCAUUUCUUUUUUGUCUGCAAUUGAAAUGUGUUUUAUUUACACACAGCAGCAAAUGUAGUGUUUUAAGUCCACGUGGAAUCUUGCCUGUUUGCAUGUGCUUCAGCUGGCAUGAAGAUGAUGCUGGAUCUCCUGUUAUGUCAGUGGAUUAACAGUUCAAGAGGAAUUAGCAUUUAUUAGCACGUCUGCCAAGAAAGAAAACAAAGCAACAAGAUCUGAACAUCGCAGCUGAAUCAAGAACAAGGAGCUCCAUUACAGGACCC
This is a messenger RNA of Polyodon spathula (Mississippi paddlefish), 2685 nucleotides long. RefSeq names its product programmed cell death protein 7-like. NCBI's taxonomy places the organism in Eukaryota, Metazoa, Chordata, Actinopteri, Acipenseriformes, Polyodontidae. The record is from RefSeq and is a predicted model, not a curated record. Bases 154 to 2067 code for a protein of 637 amino acids. The transcript is spliced from 5 exons.